This is a messenger RNA of Caenorhabditis angaria, 2702 nucleotides long. The record is from the annotation of a GenBank genome assembly. NCBI's taxonomy places the organism in Eukaryota, Metazoa, Nematoda, Chromadorea, Rhabditida, Rhabditidae.
AUGGUUUCGAGGAAAGAAGAAAGGAAAAAUGCGAAAAAGUUGAAGAAGCUUCAAGCCAAAGCCUUUGCACAGAGAAAACCGGUGAGUUUUUAAAUUUAAAUAUGUUUUUUCGAAAGUAUUAUUUGUGAAUUUCAGAUUGAACAAAUAAUGAGACAAGAUAUGAAAUUGACAAAAGAGGAUAAAAAGAAAAACAAAAGGAAACGACAAAGGGAAACCAGAAAGUUCGAGAGGCAAGCUGCAAAACAUGAAGAAUCAGAAUCGGAAAACGAAGAUUCUGAUUUUUCAGAAGAUGAAGAAACCUUGAAAAACACUAAGAAAAAUGGAGGGAUGAUUGAAGUCAGUGUUCACAAAGGAAAAAGAAAAUACGGAGAUGAAAGUGCAACUGAUAGUGACGAAGAUCUUACUUAUGAACAAUAUUUAGAAGAUGUGAAACGCGUCAAAAGACAAAGACAGAUCGAUCAAGAAGGAGGAGAAGAAGACGAUGCGGCAAUUCGAAAAUAUGGAGUUUUAUUAGGAUUGAGUGACAAGAAAAAAGACAAAGAUGGCUCAGUGAAAGUGCCGAAAGCUUUGAAAAGUGAUGGAUUAGAUAUGCUUCUAGAUUUUUGUGAUUAUGAAAAGCGAAAAUCAUUGAUGGAGAAUGAACAAGAUCUAGAUGAUGAUGAAGAAUCUUUCGAUGAAGAAGGUGACGAAGAAGAGGACGAGAAAGAAGAAGUAGAGCAAGAAAUGGAUUUGUCAGAAGGUGAAGAAAAUAUGGAAAAUGAGGAAGAAUUCGAAGAUGAAGAAUGUUUUGAAGAUGAAGACGAGGAUGAAGAAAUAGAAGAAAAUGAAAAAGAAGUUAAAGAAGCUGAAGAUAUUUAUGGAAGAAAGAUUAAUAAAGAAACUGGAAGAUUAAUUGAUUUUGAUCCGAAAGCAGCGAAAAGAAAACUUGAAGAACUUGAUGAACAAUCAACGAGUACAGCUGAACAAAAAGCAAAAGUUGAUAGAACAGUUACUGGAAUUAUUAAUCGAUUAUCUGAUGCAACAUUGAUUAAAUCACAACAAGCAAUUCAAGAACUAUGGGUUGCAAGUUCGAAAAAUGAUGUGAAAAGUUCUUUGUGCAAAAUUCUAACAAGGGUUCUAUCUUCAACUUUUCGUGUUCAAGAUUCUCUUCUAACCACUUAUGCUGCACUCAUUUCAAUGUGUCAUACACAAAUCAGUAAUGAGAUUUGUAAGUAAUUUUUUCUCAAAAUAAGUUAUGAUUUCGAAAAAAACUCUUAUUUUUCAGCUGCUCAUUUUGUCGAGGUAUUUUUAUGCGAAAUGGUGAAAUUAGCUCAAGAAGAAGAUGAGGAAAGAUUUGCCGACGAUAAAUCUCUCGAGAAUCGUGUAGUGUUUGUUGCAUUCACUGUAGUAUUCAGAGUAUGUUUUUAUUUGUAUCUAAAAAAAUUAUUUUCAAAAAUUCUGUUUUUAUAGAUCAUCCAACCAAGUGUUCUCAUUGAACUUGUCGAUAAAUUCGCUAUAAAUCUUACUCUUCUCAAUAUUCAAUCAAUUUAUCUCUUCAUUUCAUAUGCAUACAAGUCACUGAAAAAAACGAGUUGGUCACAAGUCACUGAAAAAAUCGAUAUGAUUUGCGCUGAAUUUGCGAAAAAGCCGAUUUCUGCCUUACCCCGUGCAAAAUUCCUGUUAGAACAAGUGGAAUCAUUGAAAAAGGCUUCGCCAAAAAAUAUUGAUUAUAGUGUUAUUGAUCAUCAAGUCAAAGUUUUGCAAGGAUUGGCAAAAAGUGAGUCUUUUUUUAUUUUAAAAAAGUAAUGAAAUUAUUCUGGGAAAAGUUCACGUUUUGAAUUGUUUUUUAUUCACAAUAUUUUUUCCAGAAAAAAAUUCAUCAGCAGAUUCCAAAGAACUUGGAAUGUCGUUGAAUGAUUUACUGCAUGCUGAAGAAAGAGGAAGAUGGUGGGUUGUUGGUUCAGCUUUUAGACUCCCAGAGCAGGGAGGAUAUGGAUUACUAGCCACUGCCAUGAAUUCCUCGAGUCAGAAAAAUCCGACAACUUUCCCAUCAGAAGUUGUUGAACUCGCAAGAAAAGCUGGAAUGAAUUCGGAAAUUCGAAGAAAUAUUUUCUGCACAGUUGCAACAGCUGAAGACGAAGAUGAAGCAUUUGAAAGACUUGUAAAAUUAUCAUUAAAAGGUGAAAAAGAAAGAGAAUUGGUGCAUGUUUUGGUGUUGAUGAUGUUGAAAGAAAAAACAUAUAAUGCAUUUUAUGCCGCUAUUUUGCAACGAUUUUGUGAAUUCAAUAAGAGAUUUGUUAUCACUUUACAAUACGCAUUAUGGGAUCGAUUGAGAGAAUGUGACACGCUAAAAGUUAAUCAACGAAAUAGUUUGGCACAAUUAUUACACGGUUUGGUGGCUAGCGAAGUUAUGCCUAUUACAGUUCUCAAGGUUUGUUUUGACCAGAAAAUAGGGAAAAUGUUUUAUUUUUGUUUUUCAGAGCAUUGAAUGGGCGACUCGAUGGCCUUCCCUUACUGCAUUGCUCAAAAAAUUCUUCUUAUCUCUCGCAAAAUCUCCGGAAAGUGUGUUACGACGAGUUUUCGAGCCGCUCACAAAUUCUGAAAAACGCGGAAAAUUCGAAAUGCUAUCAGAGGGAAUGCGUGUUUUCUGGCACAUGCACCUCAAAGAUUCAGAAACAUACACCAAAAUCAAUCGCUGGAUUAUGGAAAGUGGAUACGACUAA